Fragaria vesca subsp. vesca is the source of this 669-nucleotide messenger RNA. Its product is annotated as probable protein phosphatase 2C 55-like. The record is from RefSeq and is a predicted model, not a curated record. Bases 1 to 669 code for a protein of 222 amino acids. The transcript has 2 exons. NCBI's taxonomy places the organism in Eukaryota, Viridiplantae, Streptophyta, Magnoliopsida, Rosales, Rosaceae.
AUGGACUUGGGCGCAUACUACUUACCGAAAAAAGGUGAGGAUGCUCACUUCAUCUUUGCAGAAGAGCAGACCAUUGGGGUGGUGGACGGUGUUGGUAGUUGGGCAUCAAAGGGAGUAGAUGCCGGUGAGUACUCCCGGGAGCUCAUGCGCAACUCCGAAAAGGCUAUCCACAAUCACCAAAAAUCUGGACAAGAAAUCAACCCGAUAAAAGUAUUGGAGGAAGCUUACAUCAACACCAAACACAUUAAACUCGGAUCCUCCACGGCUUGCAUUAUGACUCUCAAGAACACCAAACAUGGAUCAGUAAGAUCCUCCGCCAAGGCAACCUUGCAUGUUGCGAACAUUGGGGACAGCGGUUUUAUGGUGUUCAGGAAAAAUCACAACUCUAGUUACGAGUUACGCGGAAAUGGAAAAAGAAGCGACGAUCCUGACUUGGCGGAUGAGAUCGAGAUUAUCGAUCUGAUAGAAGCCGAAGAUGUCAUAGUAGUUGCAACUGAUGGGUUGUUUGACAAUGUGUUCCCGUAUGAGAUUGGAUAUAUCAUGAAUCAUCGUGAUUUUAAGACCGAAAAACCAGAGGAGCUAGCAGAGAGGAUAGGAAGAUUUGCUGCAUACAAGUCCAAGGACAAACACUGUGAUUCCCCUUUUGCAAGUGUUGCAUACAAGUCCUAG